Molecule: messenger RNA, 1883 nt
Organism: Hemibagrus wyckioides
Lineage: Eukaryota; Metazoa; Chordata; Actinopteri; Siluriformes; Bagridae
Gene: sh3yl1
Product: SH3 and SYLF domain containing 1
Exons: 10
Coding region: 99-1118 (339 amino acids)
Cellular component (GO): ruffle membrane
Molecular function (GO): phosphatidylinositol binding; protein binding
Source: RefSeq, a predicted model, not a curated record
CAAAGUUCCUUUACCUGCGCCAGGUGAGAGAAGUCAAAACUCUGAUCCUCAGCGUCUCCAAGCCUCGCAAAAACAAAAGUCCACUUUCGAUAAAAAUCAUGAACAACCCCAUUCCAUCCAACCUAAAGUCUGAAGCUAAGAAGGCUGCAAAAAUCCUCAGGGAAUUCACUGAGAUUUCCAACAGACAAGGCCCUGACAAACUUAUUCCAGCCCAUGUAAUUGCCAAAGCCCAUGGACUGGCAAUCUUAUCUGUCAUCAAAGCAGGAUUCAUGAUCACUGCUCGAGGAGGAAGUGGGAUAGUGAUUGCUCGUCUUCCUGAUGGAAGUUGGUCGGCUCCCACAGCCAUUGGCAUCGCAGGUCUUGGUGGAGGCUUUGAGAUCGGGUUGGAGGCGUCUGACUUUGUCAUCAUCUUGAAUCAGCGAAGAGCAGUGGAAGCUUUCAGCAAAGGGGGAAAUCUCACAUUUGGAGGGAAUUGCACUGUGGCUGUUGGUCCUCUUGGCAGGAAUUUGGAGGCGGACGUGGCAUUCCGCAGCACGGCGGCUGUCUACUCCUACUGCAGGUCGCGUGGCCUUUAUGCUGGAGUUUCUCUUGUUGGUUCCUACAUCAUGGAACGUAAAGAGACUAACAGAAAGUUUUAUUCCCAAGACAUUCGUGCAUCUGCUAUUCUCAAUGGGGAUGUGGAGCCACCAUCAGAAGCAUAUGACCUGUAUGCUAUUUUGGAUGACUACACUGAAAAAUACACCAGUGAUUGGCAGAGCAAGUAUAUGAAUCCUAAUCGAAAGAGUGUAGCACCAACUAGACCAGCGCCUCCAGCACAGAGAGCAGCUUCUUCCUUCAGUUCAAGGGCUGAAGCUGCUUCUGCUUCUUUUGGAGCAAGGCCAGCCCUUUAUCCCAGUCUCUCCACUUGGGGAUCUGAACGCUCAGGUGAAGCAUCAGGUGGCGCUCUCGUAGUCACCGCCAUGCAUGCAUUCACAGGGCAGCAGCCUGGUGAUCUGAGCUUUGCGGUUGGUGAUCGCAUCACCGUCAUCACAAAGACCGACUCCCAGUAUGACUGGUGGGAGGGAGAGCUGAGAGGACAGGUGGGCAUUUUCCCUGCCAACUUUGUCUCCCUUAACUGAGAGCGCAGAGGGCUUCAAGGAUCCCUGUUUGCCGGACACGAUUAUGAAGGGAGAAAAAUGAAUAAGCCAGCAUCGUUAAAGGCUUGUAUUUAGUUAAUGCUUCUUACUAACAGUGUUGAUUGGUAGUGGUAUGUCACUGGUCCAGGGGUUUAUAAUGUUUUUCAUGUUUGGGGUCUUAAUGGUUACUGUCUAAAGAAUUAAGCAGGUCAUAUUUAUCGGUUGGUUAUCACAAUUAUAUUUUGGUUCAUGAGUGUUUUAUUUUGAAUUACAGGGUUUGUUUAAAUAUAUUAAGCACCGCACUUAGACAGUCAGUGUAAAGCUAACAAAGACUCAAGUGAUCUGAUGUCAUACAAGCUGCUAGUGUUUUUAGAAGAAGUGUUAAGUGAUUGUUCUUCUGCCUUUUAGUUUCUUCCAGAUGAAUGCACCUUUUGUACUGUUUAAAUAUACUUUAAAAUGUACUUUCAUUCUCAUAAAAUACAUUCAUUGCAUUUUUGUUUCUCACCUCAGCUACUGGUAGACAUGAAAUGUCUAAAAAUGUAUUUGUUUUUUUUUUUUGAAGAUAUACUUUGAAAUUUAUAUAUACUUUGCCGCAUGUGCCUUUAUGAAUAAAGAGUAGAUUAGAUUACACUGGCACAAUGGAUGGAUGUUAAAUAAUAUGCAUAACUAAUCAAAUGCUAAUUGGUCUACUGUUUUUACUAAACAUAACUGAUAUUUUUAUACAGGUGGUUCUAAUAAAUAAGAGAGAUUUAAAGGUCUUGUGAUCAU